This is a messenger RNA of Oryctolagus cuniculus (rabbit), 597 nucleotides long. The record is from RefSeq and is a predicted model, not a curated record. NCBI's taxonomy places the organism in Eukaryota, Metazoa, Chordata, Mammalia, Lagomorpha, Leporidae.
AUGUCUCUGACCAAGAGCAAGAGGACCAUCAUCAUGUCCCUCUGGGACAAGGUCUUCUCCCAGUCUGAGGCCAUCGGCACUGAGGCCCUGGAGAGGCUCUUCCUCAGCUUCCCGCAGACCAAGACCUACUUCCAGCACUAACUUCGCCACCGCUCGGCACAGGUGCGCACUCCGGGUGCCAACGUGGUGACUGCACUGGACGACGCAGUCAAGAACAUGGACAACUUGGAUGGCGGGCUGUAUGUGAGCAGACUGCACGCCAAUGUGCUGCAGGUGGACCCGGUCAACUUCAGGCUCCUGUCCCACUGCCUGCAGGUCACCCUGGCCAGGUACCUGCCUCAGGACUUCACCGCCGAGACCAAAACUGGCUGGGAGAAGUUCCUGGAGGAAGUGACCUACGUCCUGACCAAUAGGUACUGCUUGGAGCGCUCCACACCCCUGGACAGCAGGCAACCCCUCUGUGGUCCUGAACUGCCCGGGCCCUCCCUCCACUCCCCAAUAAAGUCAUGCCAAUGGAUGAGCUGUGUCCUGUAUUCCUUGUGCUGGGGGGAAGUAGCAGAACCUGUUCUCAGAGGGCUGGGUCGGUGUCUGCAGUGA